GUUAACCAAUGUCGCUUAUAGUGUUCUCGGUAAAACUCAUUAUAGAACGUGAAGUUAUAGUAUUAAUGUCGUUCAAGCUUGCUCGAGUCAGGCGUUAAAGAAAUCCAGAUGCGUGUUAGUUAUUCGUGUACACUUAGUAUAAUUAUCACUGUCAAUUUGACGAAGAUUUGUUGCAUUUAUCCACUGGCAACACAUCAUCAUGACAUCAACAAAGUCUAAGGAAAUAGCGGAUGAGUAUAUCUCAUCGUUGUCUGAUUUGACGAUUAACAGUAAACCAUUAAUUAAUAUGCUUACUAUGUUGGCUGAAGAUAACAUAGAACAUGCACCAGCAAUUGUACAAGCUGUUGAGAAUCAUCUACAAAAGGUGAGAAGUGAUAUCAAAUUACCUGUCCUUUACUUGAUUGAUUCAAUUGUGAAGAACGUUAAUGGAGCAUAUUUAAAUCUCUUCACUCAAAAUAUUGUAAAUACUUUUUGUGGAGUGUUUGAAAAGGUGGAUGAGAAUACAAGAGCCAGCAUGUGGAAAUUGAGGCAAACAUGGAAUGAUGUUUUUCCAGCAAAGAAAUUAUUUUCUUUGGAUGUACGAGUGCAAAGUAUUGAUCCUGCCUGGCCAAUCACUGCCUCUCCUACUAGUGUUUCUUCUGGAUCUAUCCAUGUUAAUCCUCGUUUUUUUUCAAUGCCCCAACAAUCAGCAACAUCUAUUGUCUCGCAACCAAUCGUAGCACCUGUUAAGCUUCCACCAGGUGAUCCUGUGACGCCAACGGAAGCAGCAAUGCGAGAGCAAUUAUUAAAGAAACAGCGAGAACUGAUAGAACUACAGAAAAAAAAGAUUGAAUUAGAAUUACUUCAAGCUAAAGCUAAUUUAGAACAACAACAGCGGCAACUCGAUAAGCAAGCUGGAAAUUUAAAAGCUGAACUGGUUGCAGUUACAACACAUAUUACGCCAAGCACAGAUACUGUCACGCAAGGGAAACCUGUUGCAACCACUGUGCCAAGUCAAGCAUCAAAGCAAGUAGCAAAACAGUUUCCAGCAGCAGCCGCUUCGCUUCUGAAAAAUGCAGGAACGAACAAUGGCCCACGAAUUGCACCAGCUAGUAGUAUAGCAGUAGCAUCAGCUAAACCGGUAUCUCGUGAUCCAAGACUAAAAACUACCUCGGCUCAAGAUGUACCAGUUUCAAGCGUGGAUCCUCGUCAGCGAAUAAGUACACCAACUCAGAAGGAUUCGCGGGGUGAAGGCCAAGCGCAGUUAGCGGCACAUACAAACACUGUACUUUCAGAUCAAUUAAAACAGCAGUUACUUUCGAAACAGGCUGUGACUAGCACUAUCAACAAGUCUCCGACAAAUCUUGCCGGCUCCGAUACUGCGACAUUAAACGCUAGUAAUAACAAUAAUGCUAAUACGAACCUCAACAAUAAUAAUAACAAUAAAAAUUUCAGUGGUAACGCAAAUAAAGAUGCUGUGUCGCAUCGAACAAGUCAAAAGAAAGACCCUCGAUUGUCUAGUAAUAGUAGUGGUAACCUAAACAGUAAUAAUUCCAAAGGUUCUCAAAGUCUAUCUAUGGGUAGCAAUAGUUCUUUAUCUGCGAGUAAUAGGGGAGGUGGAAAUAACGAUUCCAAGUCGAAAGACUCGAAGAGUUCGAAUUCUCGAAUUUCUUCAUCUUCGGCAAUCGAAAAAUCUGCUUCCUCAAAAUCCUCGCAUAGAAAACUAGGUAACAAAUCGCGAUCUAAACAACCUCAAACAUCUCCGUGUAAAAUACCGAAAGUCGACAGAGAUGCCAGUCCUGUUAGGUCCAAAUCUCGUGAAAAAGAUAGUGGAGACAGUUCACCAUCCUCGCGUACCUCUCCCCAAUCCUUCCAAAACUCUAAAAAUCGGAAAAAGAACACAAAAUCGAGAAAACGCAGUCCAAGUCCUCCAUAUAGAAUUCCUAGGCGUAAUGAUGCAAAAUCCAAUUUAAGUCUAAGCAAUUCUAGUGGUGUUACUGAGGAGGAGCAAUCUGGUUCAUUGAUAGUCUCUCCUCCUCACCCACCUACAUUUAAAGAAAUUAGACCGAAUGCUAGACAAAGAAAUUACGUAAGACGUAAUAAGGAUGGCAGUCUUAGUCCCGAGCGCUCUCCAGCAAAUGCUGGAAACGUUCAAACUGCUGCGGAACCAACUUUGGAAUCAUCCAGCAAAGAUGAAGAUUUGAGAGCAACACUACCUCUUCCAGGUGCAGCCGCUUCUGUAUUAGAAAAGAAAGAGGACUUAGAUUUGCGUGUAUUACCACCAGCAGUUAAUACUAACAAAAGACAAACUGCAGAACACAUGGAAUCUACAUUAGCAAAGAAAACAAAAGCUGAAAAGUUUGAUGCAUUAUUUGGAAAUGAAGAUGUUGAUCUGCGAACAUUAACUCAUCCUAAAGCUGGACGACCACCUACACCGCCCCCACCUGUAAUAUCUGGUGAAGAUGGCAAAGAUGGGUGGGCAAAAUUAAAGACACCAUCAAAGAAUGACAGAGAAAAGCAAGCUAAUAAUACUGAUGAUAAGCGUGAUGCUAGAGAUCGUAACAGAGAUAGAUUGGGUAGACUGAGGCUUUACAACAAACUUCCGGAUGAUCCUAAAGAAAGAAGAAGAACAUUAUCGAAUGAAGAUCAAGAUAACAGAUCAGGUCGAAGAGGUCGAGAAAAUGAUAAACCUGAAAAGAAUGAAGAUAGAAAUAUAGAAAUUAUAAUGAAACAAGCUGCCGAACAAUUGAAUCAAGGAUCUAUUACUAAAACUCAAUACAAUACUCUUAUUCAAGAAGUUUUACAUAUGAGUGAAGAUCGGAAAUUAAGAGCUGCACAACGAAAGGAAAAAGAAGUAGGUUCUAUAGUAUGGGAAAAGGGUGUAAAUUUGGAUAUGGCGGGCCCCGGUGAGCGUACAACUACAUUUAGUCCUUCUGGUGAUAAGGAAAUGAUGAGAAACAAAGAUCAUCCUAUUGCAAGAAAUCCAAACGGCCCUAGAUGGCAGAAUCAACCAUGGCAACAACCAGGACCAUGGGCUCAUCCACCGGGACCUCCUUAUGGUGGACCGCAAGGACAUUUUAAUUCAGAUUUUAGGCCAGUUGGUCCAUGGCAAAAUCCAAGACACUUCGGACCAAUGCGACCCGACUAUCAAUAUCACGGUGGCUUUAAUCACUCUAUUGGUCCAAACCCACGAUUAGGACCUGGAAUGAUAGGACCUAUGGGACCUAAUGGUCCGCUCAUGUCAAAUUUAUUACCUAAUGGUCCAAUUGGGCCAAUGGGUAUGCCUAAUCCGCCUAUAUCAUUACCGGGAAUGAACGGACCUGGAAUGAUGAUAAAUAAUGGACCAAUGACAAGUCUUAUUUCAAAUACAAAUAUGUCAUCAUUGAAUGCUUCAAGAAACGUAUCGCCAAGUUCGUCUUCGAAGUAUGAUAUCGAAGAUGGUGAUCAAAAUUAUACUACAACGAUGAUAAAGAAUCCAAAUCCUCAUAGUCGUGAAUUACCGCCACCAGAUUCAAAAUUAUUAGAUGAAAUUGCAAGAGAUACUAUGAAAUCUAUAGAUAUAGACAUACAGCAUAUACCACGUGAAAUCAGGUACUAUGGUCAAACUGGAGUAGUUUUUAUGAAUUGGGAUGAUCCAAGAGAAAUCGGAUUUCAAGAUGGUAUACGGCGGAUUUUAAUUGAUGAUAAGAUCACUAUAACCUGUGCAUUUAAUGAUAAUUACAAAGAAUUUAUUUAUGAAGGUGAAGUUCAUAGAAUUAAAUUAGGUGCGCCAACGAGAGAGUUAUAUAUUGAUGAUAGGUGGUAUGAGUGUUAUUUCGGUGGUAUGCCAAUAACAGUAGAUCUUGGUGGUAAAAAGGUUAACGUGAAAUUGGAAGGACCUCCACCCCUUGUUAAGAUUGGUUCUGUAAAGAGAACGGACUUAGUAGUUGCCAAAAUUAAUCUUAUUAUCAAUGCCCGAAAUAUGGUUCCUGUAUUUUUAGAUGCAAAACCUCAAAUAUUUGAAAUUGAAGGGAAACCUCAUACGCUUGAAUUUAUAGACUCUUUACAAACAGUUCUUUUAAAUGGACGGCCAUUUAAAGUGGAAUUCGGUGGACUACCUAAACCAAUUAUUGUUAGGGAUAAAAAGCAUUUUAUAAGAUUUUCGGUACUGCCUAGAGGUGUCCGACCAGGAUAUGUUAAGAUAGCAGGUAUGAAAGGUGAAGAACCUAUCGAAGCACCACCUACCCCGCCUCUGUUGACACAAAAGCCGAAAGUGGAUGCAGCUUCUACACCAACGCAGUUCUCUGCUGUUGAACAUGAAUCAACGUCACAAGAUGGUUCGGAUCUUAGAUCUACUCCUAAACCGGAUUUGCAAUUAGAUGUGUUAUCUUCAGCUUUACCAUCUGCAAUGGCACCAUCGUCUGGAUUAUCUUAUCAAGCUGAACCAGCUGAAAAUCCACCUACAACUGCUCCACCAUUAUCAUUACCACUGAAUAUGAAUGAACUGUUUCAGAGAUUAGUAGAGACUGGUAUUGUAUCAAAUCUUUCUGAACAAAAGAAACAAGAAGAGGAAGAAAAGAAGGAACCAGAAAUUAUUCCUGUUUCAUUUGAUAAACCAGAAACACUUAAAGUUAAGCAACCGGCUAUUGCAGCAGCAUUGUACAGUGGCAUGCAGUGUAGUUCUUGUGGUGCCAGAUUUGCACCAGAAUUAGCAACUCGGUAUAGUCAUCAUUUAGAUUGGCACUUUAGGCAAAACAGACGAGAAAGAGAUUCUGCAAGGAAGGCUCAUUCACGACCUUGGUAUUAUGAUGUUAGUGAUUGGAUACAGUUUGAAGAAAUUGAAGAUUUAGAAGAUAGAGUACAAAGUUGGUUUGAAACGGAAAAACAGACGGCUGAUACGGAAGGUAUCACGGCCGAGGAUUCUCCUCAAGAAGCCUCACAGCCUAGUGUUCCCACUGGAACUGACGAGGAUUCUAGAUGUCAAGUAUGUCAUGAUGCAUUUGAACAAUUUUAUAAUGAAGAAAAGGAGGAGUGGCAUCUAAGACCUGCAAUUAACUUUGAAGGAAAGAAUUAUCAUCCAUUGUGUCUUGAUGAUUACAAGGAAAAGAGUCUCGUGAGAGCUUUGGAAAAAUCUGCGCUUGAAGAAACAAUAGAGGAAAUGGAGGAUGAAAAAAAGGAGAGCUCAGAUGAAACGUUCGCAGAAGAAAAUAAGACUGAUGAAUUAAGUAUGGAAGCAUUAAAUACUGAAUUCGAAACAGUAGAACCGUCGGAUGAAAUAAUAGAAGAUAAGGUACCGGAAGAAUCUACUGAAAUGGAAGUUAAAGAGGAUGAAACUAUAAUUGAAGAUAAUGCAGAUAUUGAACAAAAUGUAAAAAUGGAAGAACAAGAAUUAGAAUAUAGUAAUAAGGAGGAUGUUGAUGUGGAAAGUAUAGAAAAAGAAGAUACAGUCGAAACAGAAAUACCAGAAACAGAAAAUGUGGAUAAAUCUUUUGAAAAUAUUAAAAUUAAAGAAGAACCAAUUGACGAACCUGAAGAACAAUUAGAAGAACAUUUUGAUUUUACUAGUGUAGAAAUUAAAGAAGAACCUAUUGAGCAGGAACCAGAUCCUGAAGAAAGUAUAAUAACUGAACCUGCUACGGUUGAUACAACAUACGCAGCUGUGAAGAGUUCUAUUGACGGGAAUGUAGAAUUGGAUUCUACGCCUGCGGCGAUGCCAGCGGCUCCAUCUCGGAUUAAGAUCAAUAUUACGAAACCAUUGUGUAUCAGUAAAGAGCCAGAGGAUUCAAAGGAAAAAGAAAAACCUAUAGUUGAAACACCUAUUGAAGAAAUAAUAGAACCUUUGGUGCCUGCUUCUAUCAAACCUGCUUUGCAAGGUAGAAAACUUUCAAAUUUACCUCCUGUGGAAAGAGGGCAAGAGUUAUCGGGACUCUGCUCAAUUAUGUAAAUAGCACAUGUAAUGUAUUUGAAAUAUGUAUGUGUGGGAGUGUGAGAAUGAAUUCAUGUUUAGCACUACUUAAAAUUAAGUAUUGUUGCAUUGUAUAUCAUAUUUGUGCAGCUUGUACGACGUGAUGUAAUGCGAUUACAGAAUUUUUUGCUUUUUUUUUUAUUGUAUUAUUCAUUUUUCUGUAUUUUACUUUCCUAUUUUUUGCAUUUCACAUGCACAAUUUUUAUCUGAAUAUUUCUUUGAACUGCUAAUGUAGUAAAAGGAAUUAAUCACAUCUAUUUUCAAAUAUCACGUCGUAUAAGCUAAAAGUACGUGUUAUAAUGUGUGAUUGUAUGCGUAAGUGUAUGCGUGUAUUUAGUUUUUAAAUUUUAAUUAAGGCGAAAAGAGAACAAAAACUGUACAUAUUUAAUGUAAUCGAAACAGUCUAACUAGAAGCGAGAUAUGAUAUAGUAGCAUUCCCAAUAAUAUCGAGUGCAAUCGUGUUUCGUGACAGAGAAGUGUCAGGAAUGUAAUACUGAUAUGCACAAGACUAACUGAGAAUUUCAUACCGUUUGUACUUUGUAAAAACAUUUGAAUGGUAUUCGAUACAUUGCUUUCUAGAAGCAUCAUCCGCAAUUUGAUUUUACAAAGCACGAAAAUGAGGUCCCGUAGAAAUGAUGGAAGAUUACCCAAUUUAGUUAGGUGUACAAAUUGUGUGAUAUAAAAUUGUUGAUUAUAAUGUACAUAAUACCAACAUAAAAUUAAUCCCGACGAUAUUGGGUAAAGAAGAACAGUUACUACUAGAGAAAAAUUAUUUUGUUGUAUAAAAAAAAAAUCUUGUUAAUCAUUCGGGGUCU
Bombus pascuorum is the source of this 6738-nucleotide messenger RNA. RefSeq lists its product as uncharacterized. Gene Ontology annotation, biological process: termination of RNA polymerase II transcription. Lineage: Eukaryota; Metazoa; Arthropoda; Insecta; Hymenoptera; Apidae. The transcript is spliced from 17 exons. Gene Ontology annotation, molecular function: mRNA binding; RNA polymerase II complex binding. The record is from RefSeq and is a predicted model, not a curated record. Gene Ontology annotation, cellular component: mRNA cleavage factor complex; cytoplasm. The coding region runs from base 200 to 5902 and encodes 1900 amino acids.